This is a messenger RNA of Linum tenue, 317 nucleotides long. The record is from the annotation of a GenBank genome assembly. Lineage: Eukaryota; Viridiplantae; Streptophyta; Magnoliopsida; Malpighiales; Linaceae.
ACUGCCAUGGGGCAUCAGCAAACAAACAGACAUGCAAGACCUUGUGGAUAACUGGUGGAAUUACUCUCAUAAUAUCUUGACCCUCGUGGCUGGCUACCAUCAAAGUUUGUCGGGGUUCCAGUUAAUUGAGGAAGCUGAUGUUCUAACUUGCACUGUGCUGGAUUUGGUGGUACAAGGACCUAAGAAGGACUGUAAGUGAGAGUUUGGUGGGUUAAUAGGACUAUAAGCAACUUGUUUAAGUUCAGUUUUGAGUUUUUGAUAGAAUGUUGAACAUGGAACUCCUCAGAUUUUGAAUUGAAGGAAUGUUGAUCGAUGGU